Molecule: messenger RNA, 2008 nt
Organism: Spirodela intermedia
Lineage: Eukaryota; Viridiplantae; Streptophyta; Magnoliopsida; Alismatales; Araceae
Source: the annotation of a GenBank genome assembly
AUGACAAAGACAACGACAGCGGCUGCGUCUUGUCACUCGCUCUGUCGCAGCAGCAGCACCGCCAACCCAAAACCCUCCUGGCUACUGGCAGCACUUGCAGGUGUGGCACCCUCCCUUCACGCAAACCUCUUCCUUCACGGGUUAUUUCGAUUAGAUAGAUGGGCCUGGUUUCCUUUACUCUCCUUCCUCCAAUCCUUUACAGUGCUUCCUUUCCAAUCCUGAUAGACUCAGGAUCACACGGUCUUCCGACCGCCAGCUAGGUCAAUCCACAUCCGCCAACUCAAUUGGACGGCUGAUUUGACGUGUCAACCUUUUCGUUUGAACCCAUACUGCGUCGGUGCCUCCCUCUGUGAUACCUUUUUACCCCUCCGGGUCGCCUUUAGCUCCGUCAGACCGCCCGCAUCUUUAGCCAGAACACCAUUUGGAAAGCUUUCCAUACCCAACUCUGUCUUCUUCUACCUUCUGUAACCUUUCUUACUCAUCAUUCGUCCUCUUGGGUUUUAAAUUUUGAAAUUUCGAAUAAAAUAGGGCACGGGGUAGAUUCGUCCUCUCGUUUCCACGGUCACUGUUCCAGUUCCCCCACUGGGAGCCCCGUCGAAGAACUCGGGAGGGCCUAGCUGAAUGGCGAGGAGACCUGCGGUAGGCUGGUCCGCGGCAGCUUUUAUUGAAAAUCACUCAAAGCAGCCUAGACCAUCUGAGAGUGUGGAGGGGGAAAGCUCUGCAACCUCGCGUUGACAGCUUGUGGGAUACGAAGAAGCACAGUAGCUAAGCGGAUGUCAUUAAUCUCGCGUUAUUACCAUUUAUUCUUCUGCCCUUCUGCUCCGGAGCAAUUGGUGACAUUUAUUUUUCACGGGAGAUGCCUGGGGGCACCAUUGUUCCGGCCAUCAUACGUUCCCAAGCUCUGAGUUUCUUGGAUCCACGCGUGUCUCGUGAUCUAGAGAGAGGACAGAACACACUAUUCUCGAACAUUUACAGCGUCUUUCGGAAAACUACUGGUUUUUGCUGCCAUGGUUAAGACUAGGGAUUUUUUUGCUGACGCUGUGUUGCAGAGCUCGAGGAGAAGUACCAGUCCAUCGCCGUCGGUAUCCAGCCGGGGGACGCACCGGACUCCUUCGCGGAACGUGCGGAGAACUACUACCGGAAACGCCCCCAGCUCCUCUCCCUCCUCCACGACCUUUACCAUCGCUACAUCUCUCUGGCAGACCGCUACACGCAGACGUUCUUGAAGCCACAUCAAUCCCACCGCCGAUCCCUCUCCCAGGUCUCCUCCACCCUUCACUCCGACCUCGACGAUGCCGACUCCCCCGAGCCCGAUCCCGACCCACUGGACUCCGACGCCGAGAGCUCCCUCUCCUUCCAAUGCCCACCUCCCCCUCCCUUGGAGCGGCUCCCCCCAUCUUACGGCGUCGACGAGCUGGUGGCGGAGCUGGUGGCGCGGUCCGUGGAGAACGAGAUCCUCCAGCACGAGAUUUCCCAGCUCGACAAGUACCAGUCCGAGUCGACCCGCAAGAUCGAGUUGCAGAGCAGCCUGCUGGAGGUACUGGAAUCGGAGAGGAUGGUGCUACUGACGGAGAACGCGAGGUUGGGGACGCGCGCGGCGGCGGUGGAAGAGGAGAACGAAGGGCUCUCGGCGGAAGUCGGGUACUUGCGGCGGACGGCGGAGGAGCUGGCCAGGUGCGUGGUGAAGCUCAGGGAGGACCACCGGGUCUGCAUAUUAGGGCGCAAGAUCCAGGAGUUGCAGGCGCAGAUCUACACCCUUGAGAAGCGCAACAGGGAGUGUUACGAGGUGAUGGCCCGGCGGGAGGACGAGAAGGCGGAGCUGGUCAGGGGCGUCUGCAUGGAGCUGGAGCGGGUCAAGGCGGAGAACAAAAGGCUGCGAGAGGAGGCGGCGGCGUCGGCGAAGCGGAGGUCGCAGAGCCGUAAGACAGGUGGUGGACAGUGGUGGAGCCGUUUGAGGGGCCUUGAUUGGGUGCUGUGUGGCUCCCACGUUAAGAUUCACAAGUCGUGA